Parascedosporium putredinis is the source of this 1125-nucleotide messenger RNA. Lineage: Eukaryota; Fungi; Ascomycota; Sordariomycetes; Microascales; Microascaceae. The record is from the annotation of a GenBank genome assembly.
AUGGCUAACAUUGCAGACCUGGUGAUGGACCCACUAUGGCAAGACCUUGAUAGGGUAGUUGGGCAGCUGUUUAUCAUGGGGUGGGAUGGGACGGAGGUGACGCCGCAAAUUCGGAGCUUGAUCCAAGACCACCAUAUCGGCUCCAUUAUUCUCACAGCCAAAAACCUUAAAACUGCCCACGAAACGGCAAAUCUUGUCCAAGAGCUUCAGACGAUUGCCAAAGAGGCCGGGCACCGCCAGCCCCUCCUUAUCGCUUUGGACCAGGAGAAUGGUGGUGUGAAUAGUCUUUUCGAUGAGGACUAUAUUUGCCAAUUUCCUAGCCAGAUGGGCGUCGCCGCCGCCGGCCGUCCGGAGCUGGCGUAUGAAGUUAACAAGGCGACGGCCACAGAGAUCACAGCAUGCGGUAUCAACCUCGUGCUCGGUCCCGUCCUUGAUGUCUUGUCGAACACGCGUGACCAGCCAAUUGCUUGUAGGGCUACGUCUGAUGAUCCCCAAGAGGUCUCGCAGUACGGAAUUAUGGCCAUGAACGGCAUCAAGGAUGCAGGUGCUGCAUCAUGUGGCAAACACUUUCCGACGUAUGGCAGCCUGGAUUUCCGCGGGUCGAGUGUGGAUAUGCCCGUCAUCACACAGACUCUCGAGGAACUUAGCCUUAGCGCUCUAGUUCCCUUCCGAGACGCCAUUGCUAGCGGGAAUCUGGAUGCCGUCUUCGUGGGAGGUUGUAGGAUCUCUAAUCCCUCCAUGAACGUCCAGCACGCCUGCCUAUCUGACCAAUGUCUCGAGAUGGAGUCCCUGAGCCACGAGAUAGGUGUUCAAAACGGAGUGGUCAUGGGCGUCGAGGCCGGCUGCGAUCUCAUCCUGUUGUGUCGUGCUUACGAUGUUCAGCUUGAGGCGAUCCAGGGCCUGAAGUUGGGAAUUGAAAACGGCAUAGUGACCAAGCAGCGUCUCUUCACUUCCCUGGAUAGGGUGCAAAAGUUGAAGGCAAAAUGCACGUCCUGGUCCAAGGCCCUGAACCCUCCGGGCACGUCGUUGCUGUCCAAACUUCACCCGACCCACUCUGCGCUCUCUAGGCAUGCCUACGACGACUCCAUCGUUGUUGUGCGCGACAAAGAGAAGCUUAUACCCUAA